Salvia splendens (bonfire salvia) is the source of this 606-nucleotide messenger RNA. RefSeq names its product late embryogenesis abundant protein At1g64065. The transcript has a single exon. Lineage: Eukaryota; Viridiplantae; Streptophyta; Magnoliopsida; Lamiales; Lamiaceae. The record is from RefSeq and is a predicted model, not a curated record. Bases 1 to 606 code for a protein of 201 amino acids.
AUGUCAAAAGGAGAAGGGAGAAGCUGCAAGAAAUGCUUAGCGUAUGUUGCAGGAUUCAUCGUGUUCCUAACAGCCAUCAUUUUAGUGUUGGCUCUCACAGUCACAGUUAUUAUGAAGGUCAAAAGCCCUAAGCUGAGGUUCAAUGCUACGGUUGUCGAAACCUUUAGCUUCAACAACGGCACUGCCACUUCCAUCGACAUGAAGCUCCUCGCUCAGCUCAUCAUUAAAAACACCAACUUUGGUUAUUUCAAGUAUGACAAGAGCACCCUCGUCAUACUGCACAAGGGUGUGCCACUCGGGGAACAUGUGAUCCCCCAAGGGCGCACCAAGGCCAAGAAAACGCAGAAGUUGGAGAUCUCCGUGGAUGUGAGCACGGAUAGGGGAUCGGGUAGUAAAUUGAGAAAUGAGAUCAAUUCUGGGAUUUUGAAGCUGAGCAGCCAAGCAAAAUUGAAUGGAAAGGUGCAUUCGAUGAAAAUCAUAAAGAAGAAGAAGAAAUCUGGUGAAAUGAAGUGUGAUUGGGACGUCAAUUUGGGCACUAGAGAGAUUGAGAAUUUUGAAGUGCUAGUUGAUUAUAAAUUAUGUAAAUUAUCUUCGAUGUCUAGCUAG